Esox lucius (northern pike) is the source of this 1801-nucleotide messenger RNA. Its product is annotated as ras-related protein Rab-15-like. The record is from RefSeq and is a predicted model, not a curated record. Lineage: Eukaryota; Metazoa; Chordata; Actinopteri; Esociformes; Esocidae. Bases 374 to 949 code for a protein of 191 amino acids. The transcript is spliced from 8 exons. Gene Ontology annotation, biological process: Rab protein signal transduction. Gene Ontology annotation, molecular function: GTP binding; GTPase activity.
GAUUUUAGGAGAUGCCGGGGUUGGAAAAACUUGUUUGUUGUGCAGGUUCACGGAUAACGAAUUUCAUUCGUCGCAUAUCUCUACUAUUGAAAUGUGCCGUUGUAUUUUGAGCAAGUUGAGUAUUUGAGCAAGAUGACACGAUUUGAAGGCCACCUCCAAAGAUGAAUUGAACGGAUAUUCAAAUGGGAUUAAAGUGCCCUCCAGAAUUAUUGGACCCCUUGGUAAUUAGUCAAAAUACCUAUGCAAAAUGUCAUUUCAGCUUGAUCUUACACUCAAAACACAAGAAGAAUCAUACUCUUUAAUUCAGCUAAGAUUGUUUAAACAAAUACUUAAGAAAUGCUUUUCUAUUCUAUGGCCGGUGUGACAUUUAGGAAUGCUUGGUAUCCUUGUCCUGCCAGAAGAUCCAAACACUACCCCAGUUUUAGGAGUAGAUUUCAAAAUGAAAACAUUAAAAAUAGAUGGCAUCAAUGUGCGAGUACAGAUAUGGGAUACUGCUGGUCAGGAACGGUACCAGACUAUUACCAAACAAUACUACAGAAGGGCACAGGGAAUUAUUCUGGUGUAUGACAUCACUAGUUCCCAUUCCUUUCAGCACAUAGUGAAGUGGGCUAGCGAUGUGGAUGAGUUUGCUCCUGACAAGGUGCAGAGAAUACUGGUGGGGAACAAGGCCGAUGAGGAACAAAGUAGAAAAGUGCCUAAAGAACAAGGGAACAAGUUAGCAAAAACCUAUGGAAUGGAAUUCUUUGAAACAAGUGCCUGCACCAACUGCAACAUCAAUGAGUCAUUCACCCGGUUGACAGAGCUUGUCCUGCGGGCUCACAAGAAGGAGUUGGAUGCCUUCCAGCCUUUCACUAAUAAAACGAAUAAGUACAUUGACAUGACUUCUCUGGAGGGAGAACGGGUUAAACCGGACAACGAUGUUAAUUCCCAAAAGGCCUGCGCAUGUUAGCGUUAGGUGGUCAACACUCUCAACCCAGGGAGGUUUGGCAAGAAGUUUUUGUUUUGCAGUGCCCUUGGCCUAGUAACAUAUUUACAUUGAGAGUACCUUUACAAAAAUGUUAGUGUGUUUACUGAAUAUUGCCCUUGCUGGUGCUCAGAUUAAUGCAUUAUCAUUUUCUGUUGUAUUUAUUGUUCAGUUUCCAUGUUCAUGUAUUAUUUCAUUUUUACAUGUUGUGUAUUGCCUUACUCACCAAGCCACACCCAAACUGACGUCACACUUGAGUUAAGUUGUGCCCAUGUAAUAGGUAAGGUGUCUGCAAUGUUGCAUUGAAAGUUAGCAACUUAGCUGCUGUUUGAUUAGUUUUUGGUGUACAUGUGUGCAUUUUAUUGCCACAGUUUUAGCUAUCAAAUAAUAAUCAGCUUUACUGUAACAACUAUAAUGAUGCUUGAUAGUAAUUUGCUAAAUUGAUUAAUUGUGGGACUAUAGUAAAAUAGUGGGACUACAGCUCUGUGGUCAUGUAUGAGGUGAGAAGAGGACAGUGGACAAAGGGUGGGCCGAGGGCAUGGUUAAAUAAUUCACAUGGAGAGAAAUACAAUCCGACACAGCAGAAAGAGCUUGCUUACCAGUGAUAUACGAACUCGUACACAAGUAAAAUGCAAAAACAAUCUAGAACAGCUAUGAAGUUUAAUCUGUUUUUAAGUUGUAAGUGCCAAUUCCUGCAGCAAAUGCCACACUGUUUCGCACACUAUUAUGAAAUGUGAUUAGGGUAAGACUGAUAGCUGAUAGGUUUGAGGAUGUUUUUCAAUCCUAUGAGUUUAUAAAAAUAACAGUACUCAUAUAUUAAACAUAUUACUCAUUGUU